Molecule: messenger RNA, 1613 nt
Organism: Momordica charantia (bitter melon)
Lineage: Eukaryota; Viridiplantae; Streptophyta; Magnoliopsida; Cucurbitales; Cucurbitaceae
Gene: SIG4
Product: sigma factor 4
Biological process (GO): regulation of DNA-templated transcription; DNA-templated transcription initiation
Molecular function (GO): DNA-binding transcription factor activity
Source: RefSeq, a predicted model, not a curated record
GGAAGCAAAAAUAUCUAAAUCCCAAAUAUCCAAAAACUCCAGACUUUUAUAACUCCUUUUUCCCAUUUUUUCUUGUUGAUCCCUCUCCCCACUCAUGGCCACUGCCAGCAGCUUAUGUUCAUUGCCCACUCAAUCCCCAACGCUCCCAUCCAUCUCUCUCUCCUCACUUCCAUCGCUCAAAACCCAUCUUCCCCCACAAUCCCAUUUCCUCUUUCCCCCUUUCUCCACCAAGUUAGGGUCAAAUUUCGACUGGAAUGAGACAAUAGCCGUCCUGCCGCCGCAGGAGACGGCGGUUCUGGCGGUGGAGGCCGCGAGAGAGCAUGUGCUGCCGGAACCCACUUGGGUCUCUGAAACUUGGAGCUGUGGAAAGCUUGAGAGAGUGGAGGAGAGCUGUGGGGAUGAUGGGUUUGUGGGUUGGAAGAAGAAGAGAAGGAAAAGGAGGAAAGAGGUGGGGGAGAAAGCUGAGGAAGGUGGGGUUGCCUUGUCUAGUGGCCCCUUGAGGCCUGGAUAUUUGACCCCAAAAGAAGAAGCAGAGCUUUGUCUGUGUCUCAAGGAGGCAGCACAGCUUGAAAAGGCAAAAACUAGAAUCAUGGAAACUCAAGAGCAUGAACCUACAAAUAAGCAAUUGGCCAUUGCCACGGGCACCAAUUUAAGGUGUAUAGAUAGGAUUCUUUGUAGAGCAAAAGAAUCAAGGGAUCGGCUCAUUCAAUGCUAUAGCAAACUAGUCGUCUCGAUUGCUGCUCCAUAUCAAGGCAAAGGAUUAAGCCUUCAAGAUCUCACUCAGGAAGGAAACAUUGGUCUUCUUAUAGGGGCGGAAAGGUUUGAACCAAAUAGAGGACAUAAGUUAUCGACUUAUGCUUAUUGGUGGAUAAGACAAGCUAUAAUUCGAGCCUUAGAUAACAAGUCGAGACUUGUUAGAUUGCCGGGUCACAUGGGCCAGAUGGUAGCAAGAAUAGCAGAAGCAAAUAAUCAUCUUGGCAUUAAGUUAUCACGACUGCCCACCCACAAGGAAAUUGCCGAGUCGCUCAACGUUCGUGUUUCAACGGUAAAAUUGGUGACAGAAAGGAGUAAGCGCCCGAUUUCGCUCAAUCAACCAGUAACUGAUCGAGGUUGCUUAACCCUGCAGGAGAUCAUGCCAGGGCCAGACAAUUUGACACCAGAGAAUAUGGUAAUGAGAAAACUGAUGAAGCAAGAACUGAGGAGGCUUCUUAAUACUCUUAGCAAAAGAGAAGCUCACAUAAUGAGAUUGUACUUUGGCCUUAAUGGAGAGAUUCCACAGUCUUUUGAGGAGAUUGGAAAGUCAAUGAACCUCUCGAGGGAGACGGUUCGGCGAGUCAAUAUCGCUGCAUUGUCAAAACUAAAGAAAACUGACAUUCUAGACUAUCUUAAAGAUUAUGUAGUGUAGAUAUUUGAAACUAUCAUGAAAAGUUACAAGAAAAGCUAAAGAUAGACUGGAUGAACUAUUGGAAGGAUUUGUACAGUGUUGUCAAAUUCAAUUGUAUGCUAUCUUUGAAUCCCUCUUUGGUGCAGCAAAAGGAGUUAUAUAAAUGGUUGCAACCAAAUUGGAAUUGGUUUGGUCGAUGUAUAUAGAAGUUCAAUUGAUCGAUCAAAGA